UUCUUUUAUUUUGGUGUUCUCAGUUCUGUGAUACAAAUACAAUGCUUGUAAACAACACAUUGGCUUUGCUGGCAAUGUGUAAUUUAAAAAUCCUUUGACGCACAUUGUGAUGAAGAAAAGCCUUAAUGCGAAUUUUAGAUGCUCGUUUGCAUCAUAAUUUCAACUGUGCCCCUUGUUGCAUGAGAAAGUCCUACGAAUGUUGGAGUUAUUGGUACAAAGGAUAAAUGCAGAUUAACGACAAGUAUCAAACGUAGAUUCCAGCAGUUUCCUCCGUGAAUGGAAAGACAGCUACAUAUAUCCAUUACAGCAAAUCCAAAGGCCCAGAAUACCAAAUUUGAGGCAUUACCUCUCACCAUGGACAAUGCAGAAGCCAACAGCUUUCACCUAACGACCGAGAGCAUCAGGUUUUGCAUAGAAUUGUCAGUGAUAACAGACAAGCAACAUUGUGUGAAAUAACUGCACAAAACAAUGUGAGGCAUACGACAAACAUAUCCGUGAGGCCAGUGGGGCGAAAUUUGGUGUUAACGGGCUUUGGUAGCAGACGACUGACACAAGUGCCUUUGCUAACAGCACAACUUCACCUGCAGUCUUAGGCUUGUGACCAUAUCGGUUGGACCAUGAACGACUGGAAAACGGUGAUAAGAGCUAAUGCUGGGGUUUGAAUAUGGUGUAGACCCUAUGAAACCAUGGACCCAAGUUGUCGGCAAGGCAUUAUGGAAGCUGGUGGUCCAGCUAAACCAAUCAUUGACUGCAAAUGGUUAUGUUUGGCUACCUGGUGACCAUUUUCAGCAGUUCAUGGACUUCGUGUUCCCAGGCAAAGAUGGAAUUUUUAUGGAUGACAAUGCACCAUGUCACUGGGCCACAAUUGUAUACAACUGGUUUGAAGAACAUUCUGAACAAUUCGAGUGAAUGGUUUGGCCAUCUAGAUUGCCCGAGAUGAAUGCCAUCAAUCAUUUAUGGGAUAUAAUCGAGAGGAUCCGAAACAUGAGUUUAAGUCGGCUGGGUAGUUCCAUGUACAAAUCGUACCAGAACCUUUUGCGAAGAUACCCCGUCGGAGUACAAGCCGUCCAAACGUCAGUAUUUACUGGUGUGGGCGAUGUUAUUGCUCAGCUAUUCGUCGAAAAGAAGGAGAUGAAGGAUUUUGAUGUAAUGAGACUUCUACGUUUUGGUGCCAUCGGAGGCAUUUACAUCGGUCCAGUUCUGCGAACGUGGUUUGGUUUCCUGGAUUCCAGAUUUAAAGGCAGGAGUGCGAUAAUCGUCGUGAAGAAGGUUGCACUUGAUCAGCUGUGCUUCGUUCCACUUUUCCUAGGCGUCCUAGUGUCGAUUAUUGGGUUUGGAAAUGGAAAAUCUGUAGAUCAGGUGAAAGAGAAACUGGAAGCAGAUUACCCGGAUAUUAUGAUGACUAACUAUAAGAUAUGGCCCUUGGUGCAGACUCUAAACUUCUCCGUCGUGCCAGUCCACUAUCAGGUUCCCCUGGUCCAGGUAGUAGCCGUCGGCUGGAACACGUACAUGUCUUGGAAGGCUCAUCAGCCAGUUCAGAAGAAACAGGAACUCGCCCACGUCGAGUAACUACUGCUGGGAUGUGGCACGCAGCCGUAUCCCUUGGGAUCUGUAAUGCUCAAGUGUUCGCUGUGAAACGAACUUUAUCAGUGAACUUAUCUGCAUUGUCUCUGUGACCUUCAACAGGACAGCCGGAGAUAACAUUUCAAAGUACAAAAUUACAAAUUACAGGAAGGUUCUGAUACUAAAUACAGUAUUCCUUGUACAAUACGCUAAAAUCAUGGAACCAAGAUUUUUUACCCACUUCAGAUUUGUUUUGUCAGUCAAAUAAAAGCACGAUAUUAUCUUUUUCCAUUAAA
Schistocerca serialis cubense is the source of this 1859-nucleotide messenger RNA. Its product is annotated as protein Mpv17-like. The coding region runs from base 910 to 1569 and encodes 219 amino acids. The transcript has 5 exons. Gene Ontology annotation, cellular component: cytoplasm; membrane. NCBI's taxonomy places the organism in Eukaryota, Metazoa, Arthropoda, Insecta, Orthoptera, Acrididae. The record is from RefSeq and is a predicted model, not a curated record.